UAUAAAUAUGAUCCUCAUAGUGGAAUUAUGACAAUAAAUUCAGGCUAUAUACCAUUUUGUGUGUAUCAAAACACUUGACAUUAAGUGAAAAAGAAUUAUGGCUCCAAUGAUCUCUGAAACAAUAAAAUAUGAUAGACUGAAAGACAACUGAGUACCUGUGUCAGCUGAUAACUGAGUGGUUUUAUUCAUAUGUUGGUUAUUUUUCCAUGAGGAAGCUGGAAUUGUACAACUUAGCUUGACCAGAAGCGAAAAACGAAACUAACCUUGAAGUUCAUGCAAACAUAUGCAAACAGACACACACACACACACACACACACACCUGUUCAAUGCUAAGGAAAACAUUUUAACAAAGCUGAGCCAUACAGAUGAGUCUAGUCAGAAUAAGGAAAGACAAGGAAAGGAUCAGAACUUCACUCAGAUAACAUUUCACCACCAUAAGACCAUGAAUGACUUCACACCCCUCACAUCUUCCAUCAGUUCUCUACAGAACACUCCUGUAUACAUCUUGCACCACCUCAAAUGUCCCAUAUGCCUUGACAUGCUACAGAACCCUGUCACUACCACCUGUGGUCACACCUUCUGCAAGAUCUGCGUGGAUAACCACUCACGCAGUAAUGGCAAAGUCUGCCCAUUAUGCAAGGACAAUCUGACCAACCUAAAGGUGAACAUUGUCUUAAAAGAAAUUCUGAAUGAGUUCCACAAGGCCCAGAGGCCAGGUCCAGAUGAAUUCACUGGACAGCUGGAGGAGGUCCCCUGCGACAUGUGCUAUGAUAGUCACAAGUAUAAAGCAGUCAAAUCCUGUUUGAUAUGCUUGUUGUCCUUCUGCAAAAGACAUCUUACUGGACACCAGAAGAAGUUGCAUUCCAAAGGGCAUAAGCUGGUGGCCCCAUUGAAUGAGCUGGAUCAGCAAGCAUGCAUGGUCCACGGCAGGCCUCUGGAGCUCUAUUCAGUCAGCGAUGGGAAGUUAAUCUGCAGUCGCUGUGUACAAGUAGGGAGAAAUGUGGUAUCUCUGGAGGAAGAAAUCGACAGAAGGCAGGCAGAGCUGGGCACUGUUAUAAGCGAGAUGAAACAGGGAAUACAGCAGAGACAGGAGAAAGUGAAAGAGCUGUACAAUACUGCAGCAAACUGCCUGGCUCUGAUUGACCAGGAGAUGAAGGAGAUUAAAAAAGUUUUCAAAGCCAUAAAGAAGGCAAUUCAGAAAGCAGAGGACAAGGUGCUAAGACCUUUAGAAGACCGGAGGAGACAAGUGGAGCAGGAGGCAGAGGAGCUGAAAAGAGAUUUGCAGAGAAAGAUCACCACAUUGAUGGAUGUGACUCUGGAUCCAGACACUGCUAAUGCACAGCUCCUAAUUUCUGAUGACAUGAGACAGGUGCACAGCUCUGUGAAGCAAAGGGAUGUAUCUGAUUGCCCUGAGAGGUUUGAUAUGUUUGGCAGCGUUUUGGGACAGAACCUGCUGACUGAAGGCAGGGCCUUCUGGGUAGUGGAGGUUGGGAACAAACGAGGCUGGGAUAUUGGGGUGGCAAGAGAGGAGGCAAACAGGAAGGGUGCACUCUCCCUCAAACCAAGCCAAGGAUACUGGGCAAUUGUGCAUUAUAAUGGCAAUAUUUAUGCUCUGGAAGACCCACCCACCCUGCUAUCUCUUUCAAAUAAACUCUGUAAACUAGGAGUGUUUGUUGAUUACAGCGAGAAGUUAGUCUCGUUCUAUGACAUGGAAGCAGAAACUCACAUUUACUCCUUUACUGACUGUGCAUUUGGAGCAGUAAUUAAACCCUACUUUAGCCCUCACCUUAACGAGGAUGUCCCAUUGGUCAUUUGCCCUGUCAAUCUCUCUAUUUAAUGGGAAAGGUCAUUUUUGAGCAACUGUAAACUGUAAAAGCUGUACUGUACCAAUUGUACUAUAUCAAUUUCAUAGAAACUUAUGCAAGAAUUGUUAACAAGCAUA
This is a messenger RNA of Ictalurus furcatus (blue catfish), 1942 nucleotides long. Its product is annotated as E3 ubiquitin-protein ligase TRIM21-like. Bases 284 to 1837 code for a protein of 517 amino acids. The transcript is spliced from 5 exons. Gene Ontology annotation, molecular function: protein binding; metal ion binding. The record is from RefSeq and is a predicted model, not a curated record. Lineage: Eukaryota; Metazoa; Chordata; Actinopteri; Siluriformes; Ictaluridae.